This is a messenger RNA of Macrosiphum euphorbiae (potato aphid), 357 nucleotides long. The record is from the annotation of a GenBank genome assembly. NCBI's taxonomy places the organism in Eukaryota, Metazoa, Arthropoda, Insecta, Hemiptera, Aphididae.
AUGGAAUGGCUCUCCAACAAGGCUGUGGUAAGAAAGGUACGGAAAGAAAAAUACCUUAUACAAGAAGGAGAUGUCCAACAUCCAGAAAAUGUGUCCAAUGUAAUUGUUGAGAACGAGAUUGAUGUAGCGAGUAUCAAGCCAUACUGUUCUAAAGAAGCAUGGAAAGCAGUAAUUUCUUUAAUGAAAAAAAAAAAAAAAAACACCAUCUGGAUAUGCCCAACGUGCAACUAUCAAAUAGAAGAACGACCAUCUAUUUUGUGCGACUCUUGCUUGGUUUUGCAUCAUAUGGAUUGUGUAAAAACUAAAGAACACAGCAAGCAUUGGUUUUGCGACAAAUGCUAUGCAAAUUUUAAAUAA